Messenger RNA from Phytophthora sojae, 1893 nucleotides. RefSeq lists its product as hypothetical. NCBI's taxonomy places the organism in Eukaryota, Oomycota, Peronosporomycetes, Peronosporales, Peronosporaceae. The transcript has 5 exons. Gene Ontology annotation, biological process: regulation of DNA-templated transcription; peptidyl-arginine N-methylation. Bases 1 to 1893 code for a protein of 630 amino acids. Gene Ontology annotation, cellular component: nucleus; cytosol. The record is from RefSeq and is a predicted model, not a curated record.
AUGAGCCGCAUCUUCGUGGGGCUCGAGACGUCCUUCGUCCAUGACCUGCCGGCGACGCUCGACAAGGUCUAUGGGGACGAGAUGAACGGCGUCGUGGCGCCGCUCUUCCACCCUCGCUUCAAGCGUGACGACCGUGAGCUCUCGGACACCCGUGACGGCCCCCAAGCCCGCUCGGAUCUGGUCAUGGACUCGCGCGGCUGGACGGCGUCGGUGGUGGGCAACAUCUCCAAGUGGAUGGACCUGGAUGCGCUCACGCUGGACGGGCGCCUGAGCGCUGAGAAGGUCUUCAAGCAGGAGGUAGCCUGGGCCUCGCACCUCUCGGUGCCGGCUGUGAUGCUGCCGACUCCGCAUCACGCUCACGCCUCGGCCAACUACGCGCGCGUGCUGAACCAGUCGCUCACGCAGGCGCAGUAUCUGCAGUUCUGGGUGCGCAUCCCGCUGACGCCCAAGCAGCGAUCCAAUGCCAAGGACCCGAUGGAGCUGGUCGCGGUGGCUGGACUGCGUGCCGCUGCCAUGAUGGAGACAGACGAGGACGAGGACGAGGCUCGCACGGACCCGUGGGAACUCUGGGACUCGCUGCGUGCUCGCUGUGAGUAUCACCCGAAGCUACACGUGGCGAUAGAGAUCACGGCAGAUCUGCCUAGUGCCGAGGAGAUCCAACGCUGGCUUGGCGAGCCCGUGAAGGCGGCCAUCAUUCCGACGGACAUCUUCCUGACUAACCGAAAGGGCUACCCAGCGCUUUCGCAGCGACACCAGAAGCUGAUGGCGCAGCUCUUCCAGCACAAUGUCCAGUUCUACUUGUGCGGGCGACCACGUCACCGUGGCAAGAUGUUGCCGUAUGUGCAGUAUCUGCACUUCCUCUACAGCAAGCGUCCGAGCCAGGACCGCAAGGCGCAGUUCGAAGCACCGUAUCUGGACUACCUUCAGGCCCCCCUGCAGCCCCUUAUGGACAAUUUGGAGUCACAGACGUACGAAACAUUUGAGCAGGACGCCUUCAAGUACAACCAGUACGAGAAGGCCAUCACAAAGGCGCUCGAGCAAACUCCCGAGGACAAGGAGUCUGUUGUUAUGGUCGUUGGCGCCGGUCGAGGACCCCUCGUGCGCUGCGCUCUUCGCGCUGCUACUAUUGCGAACCGUAAGACGCGUAUGUUUGCUGUGGAGAAGAACCCGAACGCAGUUAUUACACUGCGCAACCUUAAGAUUUCGGAGAAGUGGGACAACGUCACGAUCAUCGCGUCGGAUAUGCGCAACUGGCGCACGGAGGAGCGCGCCGACAUUAUGGUGAGCGAGCUGCUGGGAUCGUUUGGUGACAACGAGCUGUCCCCUGAAUGUUUAGAUGGCGCCCAAGACUUUUUGCAUGAAAACGGCAUUAGCAUCCCACGCGAGUACACAUCGUUCGUGGCGCCUGUGAUGUCCUCGAAGCUUUGGAAUGAAGUGAAGGUGCACGACUCGCUGAAGAGUUUCGAGACCCCGUACGUUGUGAGACUGCACAACUUUUACGCGUUGGCUCCCACGCAGCGCUGCUUUCAGUUCACGCACCCGAAAUUCAACGCGAGGAUCGACAACAGGAGACAGGCAGAGCUUCGCUUUACCGCUGCUGAGAGCGCUGUCGUCCAUGGACUGGCGGGCUACUUCGACUCUGUGCUGUUUGGUGACGUCACGCUGAGCAUCGAGCCGGACACGCAUUCGGAUGGCAUGUUCAGUUGGUUCCCCAUUUACUUCCCGCUGCGCGAGCCCCUCCGUUUCCAGAAGGGCGAAGAGGUCGUGGUGAACUUCUGGCGACUUGAGUCCAACAACCGUGUUUGGUACGAGUGGUCUGUGUCUUCGGGCGAUGGUAAGCGCCACGUGCCCAUCCACAAUCCGAACGGCCGGUCCUACUGGAUUGGACUUUAA